Messenger RNA from Colletotrichum godetiae, 650 nucleotides. RefSeq lists its product as uncharacterized. The record is from RefSeq and is a predicted model, not a curated record. NCBI's taxonomy places the organism in Eukaryota, Fungi, Ascomycota, Sordariomycetes, Glomerellales, Glomerellaceae. The transcript has a single exon. Bases 153 to 488 code for a protein of 111 amino acids.
AAUACCGUUGUCAACAAUUGCCUGUUUGGCGAUUCCCUUUGUGCAUAUUGGGAUGGUGUACGGACACACGACUCAACGUUGUCCGUCUUUCCAGCACCAAUUGGCGCAAAUCAUCUGUCAAAUCGUCGUUCCGGGACGGUAAUGGCGACGUGAUGCCAGAGGAAACAUUAUUUCUCCUAUCAUUGGCAACCAUCACACGUGUUGCGGAUGGGAUGGGAUGGGAUGGGAUGGGAUCAUUACCUUAUUUCUCCCAUGUUCCCGUAUUUGACGCCCCCGUUUCCUCAACCCCCCUUGGCCGCCUAGUGGGGGAGCAUGUCACAGUCGGAGCUGAUGGAGCAUCAAAGGCAACACAACCACACAACCCCACACAGGGCUAUGUCUUCUUCUGUGACUGGCAGGCAUGGCAGGCCAGUUCGUAUGCACGGAGCGCUCGUUUACGAGCACAACGGCAGCAAUCGAUUCCAGGGCUUUGUGUUCCGUAUACCUAGGUAGUGCGCGUCGAGCCAUCAUAGCACAGCUUCGGCGGCGCCUUCAUCGUUUGAGGAAGCCACGAACUAUGAUAAACCGCCCGAGGGAGGGGUUUUUUCGAGGCUUGCUACCGCUUACAACGGAACAAAGAGAGUACCACGCGGCAUAACUCUAAAGUCUGU